Leptosomus discolor (cuckoo roller) is the source of this 1399-nucleotide messenger RNA. NCBI's taxonomy places the organism in Eukaryota, Metazoa, Chordata, Aves, Leptosomiformes, Leptosomidae. The record is from RefSeq and is a predicted model, not a curated record.
AUUCGGGGUGAGUCACCCCGGAAGCGCCGCUACUGCCCGCCUGCCCCGGCCCCCCUCACCACUCGGUCUCUGCACCCCGCCGGCAGGUUGCGGCCCCCAACGAAAGGUCGCCCGGUGGAUCGUGUGUCGGUGGCGGCGCGGGGGAAGUUCCCUGUUGCUCCUCCUCAUCCAUGUCUGUCUCUCCCCAGAUUUGGCCGCAUCGGCCGCCUGGUCACCCGGGCUGCUGUCCUCUCUGGCAAAGUCCAAGUGGUGGCCAUCAACGAUCCCUUCAUUGAUCUGAAUUACAUGGUUUACAUGUUCAAAUAUGACUCUACUCAUGGUCACUUCCGUGGCACUGUCAAGGCUGAGAAUGGGAAACUCGUGAUUAACGGGAAUGCUAUCACCAUCUUCCAGGAGCGUGACCCCAGCAACAUCAAGUGGGCAGAUGCUGGUGCUGAAUAUGUUGUGGAGUCCACUGGUGUCUUCACCACCAUGGAAAAGGCUGGGGCUCAUCUGAAGGGUGGCGCUAAGCGUGUUGUCAUCUCUGCUCCCUCAGCUGAUGCUCCCAUGUUUGUGAUGGGUGUCAACCAUGACAAGUAUGACAAGUCUCUGAAAAUUGUCAGCAAUGCCUCUUGCACUACUAACUGCCUGGCGCCCUUGGCCAAGGUCAUCCAUGACAACUUUGGCAUUGUGGAGGGUCUUAUGACCACUGUCCAUGCCAUCACAGCCACACAGAAGACAGUGGAUGGGCCCUCUGGGAAGCUGUGGAGGGAUGGCAGAGGUGCUGCCCAGAACAUUAUCCCAGCAUCUACUGGGGCUGCUAAGGCUGUGGGAAAAGUCAUCCCUGAGCUUAAUGGGAAACUUACCGGAAUGGCUUUCCGUGUGCCAACCCCCAAUGUCUCUGUUGUGGACCUGACCUGCCGUCUGGAGAAACCAGCCAAGUAUGAUGACAUUAAGAGGGUAGUGAAGGCUGCUGCUGAUGGGCCACUGAAGGGCAUCCUGGCAUACACAGAGGACCAGGUUGUCUCCUGUGACUUCAAUGGUGACAGCCAUUCCUCCACCUUUGAUGCGGGUGCUGGCAUUGCACUGAAUGACCAUUUUGUCAAGCUGGUUUCCUGGUAUGAUAACGAGUAUGGAUACAGCAACCGUGUUGUUGACUUGAUGGUCCACAUGGCAUCCAAGGAGUAAGCCGAGCACGCAGCCCCCCUGCUGCCUAGGGAAGCAGGACUCUCCUUCAUUGGAGCCCCUGCCCUUGUUCACCACCGCUUAGCUCUGCAUCCUGCAGUGAGAGGCCAGUUCUGUUCCCUUGUCUCCCCCACUCCUCCAACUUCUCCCCGAGCCUGGGGGAGGUGGAGAGGCUGAUAGAAACUGAUCUGUUUGUGUACCACCUUACAUCAAUAAAAGUGAUCACCAUCUGAAA